Molecule: messenger RNA, 516 nt
Organism: Colletotrichum graminicola M1.001
Lineage: Eukaryota; Fungi; Ascomycota; Sordariomycetes; Glomerellales; Glomerellaceae
Product: NADH-ubiquinone oxidoreductase 17.8 kDa subunit
Exons: 3
Coding region: 1-516 (171 amino acids)
Cellular component (GO): mitochondrion
Source: RefSeq, a predicted model, not a curated record
AUGCAGGCCAUUCGAACGCGGGCCGUCUGCAUGGCGCGUCAGUCACGGCUGACUGGCCUGCGCCAAUCGAGAUCCUACGCCUCUGGAGGUGACCACGGCCACCACGCCCACGCCGUCGAGGAACCCAUCGGAGGGUUCUUCUGGGCCGUCGUCGCCAUCAUCCCCUCCGCAUACGUCGUUUACAAGAUUACCGCACCCGGAAAGGAUGGCGAGGCGCCGUACCUUACCAAGAAGAUCCAGGAGUACGCUCACUGGCAGGAGACGUGGAAGGAGAGGAACGCGCUGCACACCAAGGCGGUUGAACAGGCCGGCUUCGACAGGCUACUCUUCUUCUCCACCCCUGCCAACCGUGAUGUCGACCUUAGAUUCCCUGAGGCCCUGUCCAGCCAUGCCGCGCGCAACGUCGUUGCGGGUUCCCAAGUCAACUUGGACCACGUUGUUGCUCACUACAAGAAGCAGCAUCUCGAUGAGGAAGAACGGAAAGCGCAGAAGCUUGCCGCGCAGAAGCAGGCAUAA